GAACAUUCUCACAAAUCACUACAUCAUGAUGCCAGCUUCUGGACUCAUCUUCUUUUUCAUGCUCUUCCUCACAGGAGUGGAAUCCUCGGAGCAAGUGUGUUCUUACCAUGAUGUGUUGAAUCAUCUCAACUUGACCACACAAACGACUUUGUACAAGAUGACGAGGCCGGUCAAAGACUACAAAAGGCCGACUUUAGUUUCGCUGCAGCUUAUUCUAUACGCCAUUCUAGACGUGAGGGAAAUUGACCAGACCUUCAUUCCCUAUGUUUGGAUUUUAACGAGCUGGUACAAUGAUCACAUCUUUUGGGAUCCUGAGCAGUUUUGCGGGAUUAUGAACAUCUCUGCCCCUAUCGAAUUGUUUUGGAAACCAGAUCUGACCAUUGAAGAAAUGAUCGAGAAGGACAAGGCCCCCCCGAGCCCUCACCUCACCAUCUUCCACGAUGGCUUCGUGGUCAUGCAAAACAACCAUGUACUGCUCAGCACGUGCAAGUUGGACAUCUACCAGUUCCCCUUUGACCACCAGAGCUGCAAACUCACCUUCAAGUCUGUGGUCCACUCAUCGCAGGAACUCCAGCUGCUUCAUGCAAUCAGCUCCGCCGAGGCCACCCAGUGGUCACGGGAGGGAAUGCGCACGCAGAACGAGUGGAUCUUUGUCAGCGCGACCGUUGUCGACAACAGCAGCGAGUUCGGGAUCGAGCAAGUUGUUUAUACUAUCAACAUGAAGAGGAGGCCGGUGUUGUACAUCAUCAACUUCCUGUUGCCUCUCCUCUUCUUCCUGGCCCUGGACUUGGCCUCAUUCUUCAUCUCAGAUAGGGGCGGCGAAAAGCUGAGCUUCAAGGUGACCGUGCUGCUAGCCGUCACUGUCAUGCAGCUCAUUCUCAACGAGAUCCUCCCCUGCUCAUCCAACAGAAUCCCUCUCAUAGCCGUUUACUGCAUCGGUAUCUUUGCGUUGAUGCUGGUCAGCCUGCUGGAGACCAUUUUUGUCAUGUACCUGAUGGAAAAAGAUAAUGGCGGGGAGGAUGUCACGGUCAGCGUGGAUCAAAAUGCUACUGCAAAGAAAAAACAAAGUUGUGCAUGCAUCUGUAAAGGGUCCUCGGAUGAAAAUCCACCUGAAAUGAUCAAGGAUGGCCGUCUGACCGAGUCCGACUCUCUGGAGGGACUCUCCAACGAGACGAGGGACUUGAUGAAGGCCCUCACGCUGCUUCUCGAGAGCAGGAAGGAAAAAGAGAACAAGCCCGGCUACUGGACCAGACUCGCCUUGAAAAUCAACAGAAUCUUUUUCAUCAUCUACAUCACUGCUGUGUCUUUGUUUUUAACCGUGUUGAGCUUCUUUUGGCAUACAAACCAAGAAUAAAAGAUUGAUUAAAGCGAUACCACAGCGGGCUUUAGAUAGCAUAUGCAUGCCAUUGCUUGAUGCAGAUUUACUUUAAAAUAUACGUGUUUUUUUAACAGUACAAGCAUGCCUGAAACAAAAACUGUAUUCAUGCAUCUAUGUUCACCAUUUAUGAAAU
This is a messenger RNA of Syngnathus typhle (broad-nosed pipefish), 1511 nucleotides long. RefSeq names its product 5-hydroxytryptamine receptor 3A-like. Gene Ontology annotation, molecular function: transmembrane signaling receptor activity; extracellular ligand-gated monoatomic ion channel activity; neurotransmitter receptor activity. Gene Ontology annotation, biological process: chemical synaptic transmission; monoatomic ion transmembrane transport; regulation of membrane potential. The record is from RefSeq and is a predicted model, not a curated record. Bases 26 to 1354 code for a protein of 442 amino acids. Lineage: Eukaryota; Metazoa; Chordata; Actinopteri; Syngnathiformes; Syngnathidae. The transcript is spliced from 10 exons. Gene Ontology annotation, cellular component: membrane; neuron projection; synapse.